Messenger RNA from Lachnellula hyalina, 1506 nucleotides. It is a transcript of the gene SPCC4B3.13, whose product is annotated as putative transporter. Gene Ontology annotation, molecular function: xenobiotic transmembrane transporter activity; antiporter activity. Gene Ontology annotation, cellular component: membrane. The coding region runs from base 1 to 1506 and encodes 501 amino acids. The record is from RefSeq and is a predicted model, not a curated record. Gene Ontology annotation, biological process: xenobiotic detoxification by transmembrane export across the plasma membrane. The transcript has a single exon. NCBI's taxonomy places the organism in Eukaryota, Fungi, Ascomycota, Leotiomycetes, Helotiales, Lachnaceae.
AUGGAAGCUCCAAGAAAACCCGAGACGACGCCUCUGCUGAACGAAUUUCCUUCCCGCGAUCUUGAGCGCCCCACCAGCAACAAUCGCCAAAAUGGGUACAAUGCCAUCAUAGACAGAGGUCUUAGACACCUUAAGUCCACCUUUGGAGAACCUGCCACAAUAUGGAGCGUCGAAGCCAAACUACUCGCAAAAAGCGCCCUGCCACUUAUUCUGACAUAUAUGUUACAAUACUCAUACUAUUUGAUCACAAUUUACAUCGCUGGAAAGCUAGGCACCAAAGAGCAAGCAGGUGCUUCACUCGCAAUCAUGGUAGCUAAAAUUACCGGUAUAAGCAUCUACGAAGGAUUGGCCACGUCACUCGAUACUCUUACCUCGCAGGCCUAUGGCGGAGGCAGGAAAGAGCUAGUUGGUUUACAUUUGCAGCGUAUGUCUGCCUUAAUGAUAGUGGCAACAAUACCCAUUGGUGCUAUUUGGAUUUCAUCACCCUGGAUCCUGCAGCGGCUGGUACCUGAGCCAGAGCUGGCGGAGCUCGCCGGCUUGUAUCUGAGAUAUUACUUGAUAGGGGCUCCAGGGUAUGGACUGUUUGAAGCAGGCAAACGUUUUACUCAAGCUCAGGGGAAUUUUACAGCUUCCCUUGUUGUUAUGAUUCUUUGUGCACCCUUGAAUGUUUUCUGGAGUUGGCUCUUUGUCUUUCGAUUUGAUGCUGGUUUGAAGGGGGCAGCCUUAGCCACUGCGCUUUCCAAUAACCUUCAGCCUCUUAUUCUGCUGGUAUACGUCAAUACAUUUGCUCGAGACUUGCUGGAGUGCUGGCCAGGGCUCUUGUUAAAGGGGGCGUUCUGGAAUUGGGGAGACAUGUUGAGGCUUAGUAUUCCAGGUGUAUCAAUGAUAUUGUCAGAAUGGCUCGCCUUCGAAAUCCUUGCCUUUUUGUCAAGCUACAUCAGCACGGCAGCACUCGCCGCACAGUCAGUUUUGAUAUCGGUUACUAUUAUUAUGUACCAUAUUCCCUACCCUGUCGCUAUUGCCGCAUCGACUCGCUUUGGGAACCUUAUUGGGCGUGGUGCUGUAGCACCAGCGAGAGAACUUUGGAUCAUUUAUUAUACUAUAUUUGUUGGUAUUGGGAUAUUCAAUACUGUGCUGCUGCUUUCUCUACGUCACGUCAUUGCAGACAACUUCACUAGUGAUAGCGAUGUUCGGAAACUGAUCUUAGCAACCAUUCCACUUGUAGCGGCCGCCGAACUGUUUGAUACCAUGUCUGCCAUUGCCAACGGUUUACUCCGAGGAUUAGGAAGGCAAAGGAUUGGAGGGAUAAUCAAUUUUGGAGUUUAUUAUGGCUGGGCGGUUCCCCUAUCAUUGCUACUCACAUUUGGGCCGCUGAAUCUUGGCCUAGCUGGUCUUUGGGUGGGACCAUUGACUGGACUUGGACUGGUCACUGUGAUUAUUAGCAUAUAUCUGAAGUUUUCAGAUUGGCAAAAUGCUAUUGAUGACGCAAAAGCUUGUCAGAUAUGA